Messenger RNA from Poecilia reticulata (guppy), 1924 nucleotides. RefSeq names its product activating transcription factor 4b (gene atf4b). Gene Ontology annotation, molecular function: DNA-binding transcription activator activity, RNA polymerase II-specific; RNA polymerase II transcription regulatory region sequence-specific DNA binding. Gene Ontology annotation, biological process: regulation of transcription by RNA polymerase II. The record is from RefSeq and is a predicted model, not a curated record. NCBI's taxonomy places the organism in Eukaryota, Metazoa, Chordata, Actinopteri, Cyprinodontiformes, Poeciliidae. Gene Ontology annotation, cellular component: ATF4-CREB1 transcription factor complex; ATF1-ATF4 transcription factor complex; nucleus.
CCGUUCUAUAGCAGGCGCCAUUUUCCUUUGAGAAGAACAGCACCCUGAGCAUCAUCCUAGUUAGACGUCACUGUCUUUGCCGAAAUGGCAGUGUAAAAGUGUGCCGCGACCCAGCAGCAACAAACAAAACAGUGCAUCCAGCCAGUGCACUGAGUCACCUCUAACUCAGAAACAUGUCGUCCCACGUGGAAACCUUCAGCACUGCUGCUUUUGACAGCAUAAAAGAGUUAAUCGCCACCCUAAUUUCGUCACACGCCCCUUUUGUGACCAACAACCACCACUAUGACCAUGACGAUGACAAGCUCACAGUUUGGCCUGGAAGACAUGGAGGCCCUUCUCUGGGGGCCUUCCUCUCCCAUGGUUGAUACCAUGGACCUCGUGUUUCUUCACCCUGACAAAAACGAACGACAGGAAGGCGGAGGAGGCUCGCCGCCGGGGCGUGUGUCGCCCCUCGCCUCCUCGGCACUUUCUUCUUCAUCCUCCCCUCCACCUUUCUACUCUCCUCCUCCCUCACCGCCAGCUCUUGGCCUCGGCGGGGACAAAGCCGGGACGGAGUCCGAGCUGCUCUCCCUCUCUUGGUUGGACCACCCCGUUCAGCCAAGAUCGAGUCAGAUGGUUUCAGGGGACAGCAAAGACGAUGCGCUCAGCGAUCUGGACUGGAUGGCUGAGAGGGUGGAUCUCAGUGACUUUGACCUGGACUCCCUGAUUGGCUCCUGCAGUCCUGUUGAAGAUGCCCCCAGCUCUCCAGAAGAUCUCCUUGCUUCCCUGGAUUGUCCCAUGGAGCUCGACUCCUUCCCCCUGCCAACCCUCUCAAGUGCUCCUUCUGCUUCCUUUGCCCAUGUCCCCUCUGUCUCCGGUUCCGACCCCUCUGUUACCACAGGUAGUGAGUCUGAAUCCCUCACUGGAGGGCAAGAGGUUCCCUCCUCCCCACUCCUGGUCCCAGAGCCUCAAGAGGAGCUUGAAGUUAAGUCCGAACCUGCUUCUCUCGGCCCGUCCCCCUGCGUGAUCGACUCCCCAUCCUCUCCGGCCUUUACGCUGGACCUGGGAAGCGAGGUGGACAUCUCCGAGAGCGAGGUGAAGUCCGUCGUAGCCUCCGUGGUGCCUCAGGUACCAAAGAUCGUAUUCUCACUGUCCCCGACGCGCAUCGUCCUCGUCCUGACUCCCAAAAACGACGUCGGGGUCACUCCAGCCGCCGCUCCUCGCUCCCCGCCGGCCUCUCCGCCGCAGAAGUCCCCCAGAAGCAGGCCCUACCCUGAUCCCAAGCACAGAGCCAGCCCACCCUUCCCCUGCACUGAUGAUGUUAAGUCUGUCCGGGCUGCAGGCGGAACCGAAAGGUCAACUUUGAAAGCGCCAAGGGACAAGAAGCAGAAGAAGAUGGAGCAGAAUAAGACGGCCGCCACGCGCUACAGGCAUAAGAAGAGAGCCGAGCAAGACGCUCUACUGGUUGAGCACGCUCAGCUGGAGAGGAAGAACGUGGAGCUGACGGAGAAGGCCGAAUCCAUGGCCAGGGAGAUCGGGUAUCUGAAAGAGCUGAUGGAGGAAGUUCGCCAGACGAGGCUUAAAAAGGGGCUUAGGGCUGACCCCUAGUGGUCAGACAUAUAGAUGACUGAUGGUCGCAAAUGAAAAGGACUGAGCAGGUUUUCUUUAAUCCAAGCUAUCAGUAUAGCAUGUCUUGGAAUUUAAUUCUACAUGUAUCUAACACCGGUAUUAUACUCCUAUCAUGUAUUAAUCAUAAAAAAUUAUUUUUAAAGUAUUUCCCACCCAGAAUAUAUAAUCUUGUCUGGAGCUACUUGCAUGUUCUUUCUGCCAGCUAUGGACCUCAAUGUAGCGCGAAUAUAAGAUGUAUUUUUAAAGUUUGUGUGUAACACAGUAUAACCUGACUGUAUCUAGACUGAAUCUCUUCAUAAAAGAGUCUUAAACCAAA